Messenger RNA from Magnolia sinica, 2162 nucleotides. RefSeq names its product calmodulin-binding protein 60 A-like. Gene Ontology annotation, molecular function: sequence-specific DNA binding; DNA-binding transcription factor activity; calmodulin binding. Gene Ontology annotation, biological process: regulation of salicylic acid biosynthetic process. The transcript has 7 exons. Lineage: Eukaryota; Viridiplantae; Streptophyta; Magnoliopsida; Magnoliales; Magnoliaceae. Gene Ontology annotation, cellular component: nucleus. The record is from RefSeq and is a predicted model, not a curated record. The coding region runs from base 126 to 1643 and encodes 505 amino acids.
UUAUUUCCACAUUUAGUAACGAAACUUCCCUUAUCUGCUUGCUUUCGUUUGGACGAGAGAUUUAUAAAUGCAGGUCCGUUCGUUUCAGUUAACACCCGUUACUAGUUCAUCUCCCCCGUGGAAGCAUGUCCCAGAAGCGGCCACGUGAUGAUGACGAGCAGGCUCGAUCGGACGGUAGAAGCGUCACAAGUGAAGCUAAAGAGGCUUACAAGAAUGAGGAGUUGCUUUCUUCACUAAAGCCCCACAUUCUUGAACUAGUAAGAAAGGAAGUUGAACGGUUACAACCAGAGCGUUGUGCUUGCAAGAAACGAUGUUGUGGUAAUCAGAUGGAUAAUUCAGCCUCAAGAAGCUUACAACUCAAGUUCAUAAACAAGCUUACUCUUCCGAGUUUCACUAUGGAAAAUGUUAAUGGAGAGGACUCUUCUGUUCCAAGUAUAGCUUUAGUUGAUGCCCAGACUGAGCAAAUUGUUAAAUCAGGUCCCGAAUCCUCGAUGAAUUUGGAAAUGGUACUCCUUGAAGGACAUUUUAAAGGCAAUGACGACGGCAACUGGACAUCCAUACAGUUUAGCAAUCAUAUUGUAAGAGAAAGAGAAGGCAAGCGGCCACUUCUUAUUGGGGAUGUGUCUCUAACUCUGAAUGAGGGAAUUGCUGUGGCACAUGAGCUGAAAAUUACGGAUAAUUCAAGCUGGACACGGAGCCGUGCAUUUAGGUUAGCUGCAAGAGUUGGAGAUGGUUAUUUUGAUGGAAUGAGAGUAAAAGAAACAAUCACCGAACCGUUCGUGGUCAAGGAGAAUCGUGGAAAAUCAUACCAGAAGAAGCAUCCCCCCUCAUUGGAUAAUGAAGUAUGGAGCUUGGAAGAAAUUGGUAGAGAUGGUAAUAUUCAUAAGCGUCUAAAGGGAGAGAACAUCAAUACUGUAAAGGACUUUCUGAUAAAGCUACAUACAGAUACUCCAAGGCUCCAAAAUAUCCUACGCUUCCGAAUCAAUGACAAGAGGUGGGAAGUUAUAAAGAACCAUGCAGAAGAAUGUGAUCUUGGUAGCGAAACGUACGUCUAUUACUCCAAGGUCGAAUGGGGAAAGGGAGUUGUCUUCAACAUUGUGCGAGCAGUGAAAGGGUUCCUCUUCGAAGGGAGAUUCAUUCCCAUCAAGGACCUUCCAGAAAUCCAAAAGGUGGAAAUGCAGCAGAUGAUCAAAGUUGCAUAUGAAAACUGGGGAGAAGUAGUCCCUUAUGUUGAUGGGGACAUUCUUGGUAGUUCCUCAAACGUGGCCGUUGAUUCCCUCCCAUGUGGUUCUAUGAGGCUGGAGAAUCCAACCAACAUUUGUUCAAGCUCUCAACAUUCUGGUGGACUGCCUUUACACCAACUAAACGUUUUAUCUCCCCCUGUGAUGACGAGCUCAGAUUAUAACAAUUUGUUCCAUUUCGAAGGCAUGGGAUUUGUAAAUUAUUCUGAUCCUCCCAUUGAUUACACUUUUUGGGCUGAGCUAGAAUCGCAAGCAAACCAUGUGAACACCACCAGCAGCUUCUUCAACAUGUCGGUGCAGUCUGUACCUGCCAAUGAUAAAGCUCAUCCGACAUGGAAGACGUUGAUAACUGUACUGAAAUUCUCCUUCCGUAUUGUGGCUUUGAAGGAUCCGGAUGCAUAAAAUGCUUAUAAGAUCCUAGACCUAAAGGUAUACACUGUGUACUUUGAGUUUUCAGCUUCUUCGAGUGGGGGGGACUACUGUUCUGUAAUCCAGACCGUUGUUCUGCUGGGGCCAUGACUGCACUGGAUAUAGGUAUCUUCUCGAUGGGCUAAUAAUAUACUUUCAACAGUUUGGAUCUACAAACUGUGGGCCCCACUUGUGCAAACUGAAAAACUAGUAUUAUGGGUGUCCUUGGGUCGACGAUCCCAUAAUUCCUUUGUUGUGUAUGAAAUAAAGUGACAUUUGGACUCCCUAAGCACGAAACAUUAUUGGUAUUUUGUUAAAUUUGAUUGGAUUGAAAGACCUCGGUUUGAAAUUUCACUCUCCUUUUAUAAAUGAUGAUUAAUUUAGUUACGUUUGUAAGUGCAUGUGUUGGGCUGAGCAGAAUGCUUUUCUUAUUAUUUAGUUAGUGUUUGGAAACAGAAUUAUUUUAAUUAGUAUUUGAACAUGAAAGAGCAUUUGACAACUUUGUGACUGAAA